Messenger RNA from Entelurus aequoreus (snake pipefish), 1966 nucleotides. RefSeq names its product dynein axonemal intermediate chain 1-like. Gene Ontology annotation, cellular component: outer dynein arm. Lineage: Eukaryota; Metazoa; Chordata; Actinopteri; Syngnathiformes; Syngnathidae. The record is from RefSeq and is a predicted model, not a curated record. Gene Ontology annotation, biological process: cilium movement; outer dynein arm assembly. Gene Ontology annotation, molecular function: dynein heavy chain binding; dynein light chain binding. The transcript has 20 exons. The coding region runs from base 16 to 1953 and encodes 645 amino acids.
UUGUUGCGAGAAAAGAUGAGCAAAGAUCAAACACCGCUGGGCAAGUCACACAAAUCUAACAAGAAAAAGGACGAGGAUGAUCCAGGGAAACUCGUCAAGCCGGCAGAUCAACUGGAUCUUCCGGAUGCGGAUCUUAAAGAGGAAAUCACAAAGAUGCUGAUUGCGACAAAUCCACACGCUCCAGAAAAUCUUGCCCACUACAAAUUCAGCGAAGGUGCGUACAUGGUGACCACCGACGUGGAGCAUUUGGUGGUCCACUUCAGCAUAGAGGGCGUUCUGGACUACGAUGAUGAUGCUCCCAGUCCCACGGGCAGUGACGGCAUUGAAGAUGAUACUACAGCAAAACCUGAAGAGGACACAUCUGGGGGCGAGGAGGACGACGACGACCGAGCAGACAGUGUCGCCUCCAAAGCAAACAAUCAGGAACCCAAAUCUACAAACCAGUUCAACUUCAUCGAGAGAGCCUCCCAGACGUUCAAUAAUCCACUGCAGGGCAGAAGUUGCCAGACCAUACCUCCACCCCGCUGCAAGUACGCCGCCACUGCUAGUCAGUGGGAGAUAUUUGAUGCCUACAAGGACGAGCUGCACAAACAAGAAGUCCUGAAGGAGAAACUGAAACCAAAGAACGAGGGCGACAGAACCAAGAAGAAGAUACUUCCCAUUGAGACGCCGAGCGACGACAUCACCCGGGUGGCAAAAGCAGCCAAGCUGUUUGAGCGAAUGGUCAACCAGAACACUUUCAAUGAGAUCUCACAAGAUUUUAGAUACUACGAGGAUGCAGCAGAUGAAUUUAGGGAGCAGGAGGGCACUCUUCUUCCCCUGUGGAAGUUCCAGUAUGAAAAAGUCAAAACCAUGUGUGUCACUGCCCUCUGCUGGAAUGUUAUUUACCCAGACUUUUUCGGAGUGGGAUUGGGAUCAUAUGAAUUCAGCAAACAGGGUCGUGGGAUGCUUCUUUUCUACACGCUGAAGAACUCCACCUACCCCGAGUACAUCUUCCCCACCAGUUGUGGCGUCCUGUGCCUGGACAUCCAUAAGCAACAUUCCUACUUGGUGGCCGUAGGCUUCUAUGAUGGCUGUGUGGGCGUGUACAACCUGAAGAACAAGGGACUGGACCCCGAGUACAAGAGUACUUCUAAUACCGGCAAGCACAGUGACCCCGUCUGGCAGGUUCGGUGGCAGAAAGACAACAGCCUCAAUUUCUAUUCCGUGUCCUGUGAUGGCCGAGUCGUGUCUUGGACAAUCAUGAAGAACGAGCUGGUCUUCACAGAUGCUAUCAGGCUAAUGCUAACCGAUCCAGUGUCUGAUGGCCUAGAUGGUAUCAAAGAGCUCACAUCUGCUGGUGGUACUUCCAUGGACUUCCACAGGCAGAUCGAGUCUCUCUUCCUUGUUGGCACCGAGGAGGGUAAAAUACACAAGUGCUCCAAGAAUUACUCCAACCAAUACCUGGCCACCUACGAUGCCCACAACAUGGCAGUGCAUACAGUGAAGUGGAAUCCCUACCACCCAAAGGUUUUUAUCUCUUGCAGUUCAGACUGGACCGUCAAGAUCUGGGACCAUGAUUACAACACUCCCAUGUUUACCUUUGAACUGAAUGCCUCAGUUGGUGAUGUGGUCUGGGCUCCGAACUCCUCCACCGUCUUUGCUGCCGUCACCACAGAAGGAUUGGUGCAUGUUUUCGACCUGGCCAUCAACAAGUACCAGGCUAUCUGCCAGCAGCCAGUGGUGCCCAAGAAGAAGACCAAGCUGACACACAUUGCGUUUAAUCCCAUCCAUCCUGUCGUCAUAGUGGGCGACGACCGAGGCACCGUUAUCAGCCUCAAACUUUCCCCGAACCUCCGCAAGAAACCAAAGGGCAAGAAGGGCCGGGACUUGGUUGAAGGUCCCGAGGCGGAGGUAGCCAAGAUGGAGAAGCUGCUCGGUUUGCUGAGAGACUUUGAACCAAGCAAGGCGUAAAAAAGCCGCAAUG